Camarhynchus parvulus is the source of this 1080-nucleotide messenger RNA. RefSeq names its product TatD DNase domain containing 1 (gene TATDN1). The transcript has 12 exons. Bases 32 to 925 code for a protein of 297 amino acids. NCBI's taxonomy places the organism in Eukaryota, Metazoa, Chordata, Aves, Passeriformes, Thraupidae. Gene Ontology annotation, cellular component: cytosol. The record is from RefSeq and is a predicted model, not a curated record. Gene Ontology annotation, molecular function: 3'-5'-DNA exonuclease activity.
GCUGCCGCCGCCGAGCGCGCCGGGAGCCGCCAUGAGCCGCGCCAAGUUCAUCGAUAUUGGUAUUAACCUGACAGAUCCUAUGUUCAGAGGAAUCUACAGGGGGACACAGAAACAUCAAGAUGACUUUCUGGAUGUAAUAGAGAGAGCAGUCAAAGUUGGCAUUAAAAAGUUUUUGAUUACAGGUGGGAGUCUAGAAGAUAGUAAAGAUGCAUUGCAGCUGGCACAGACAAAUGACAUGUUUUUCAGUACAGUUGGCUGUCAUCCUACACGCUGUGGAGAAUUUGAGCAGAGUAACCCUGAACAGUAUUUAUCUGAAUUAAAAAAUCUGAUUGAAAAAAAUAAGACAAAGGUAGUAGCAGUUGGAGAAUGUGGCUUAGAUUUCGAUAGAUUAGAAUUUUGCCCAAAGGACAUCCAACUCAAGUAUUUUGAAAAACAAUUUGACUUGUCAGAGCAGAUGCAGCUGCCCAUGUUUCUGCACUGUAGAAACUCACAUGCUGAAUUUUUAGAUAUAAUGAGAAGAAACAGAGAUAGAGUUGUAGGAGGGGUGGUGCAUUCUUUUGAUGGCACAAAGGAACAAGCAGCAGCUCUAAUAGAUUUGGAUCUUUAUAUUGGAAUAAAUGGCUGUUCACUGAAAACAGAAGCCAACUUGGAAACACUGAAAUCAAUUCCUAGUGAACGAUUAAUGAUAGAGACUGAUGCACCUUGGUGUGGAGUGAAAAAUACUCAUGCUGGAUCAAAAUACGUUAAAACUACAUUUCCUACAAAAAAAAAAUGGGAAAAAGGGCACUGCUUGAAGGACAGAAAUGAACCCUGCCAUAUAAUUCAAAUACUGGAAAUAAUGGCGGCAGUAAGAGAAGAUGACCCACUUGAGUUGGCCAAUACUCUAUAUAACAACACCAUUAAAGUCUUCUUUCCAAAUAUGUAAAGUUGUUUUUCUUACGUUUAUUCAGCAUAACUUCAGUAAAGAUAUUGCAAAAAUUUAAAAAUCAUCAUUCCUGCUAGUUCUAAUCAAUGGAAGCCAAUGUGUAGUGGGUUUGGGGUUUUUUAUGGUACAAGAUUAAAGCUGCUUUUGAAAAGGUG